This is a messenger RNA of Linum tenue, 1035 nucleotides long. The record is from the annotation of a GenBank genome assembly. NCBI's taxonomy places the organism in Eukaryota, Viridiplantae, Streptophyta, Magnoliopsida, Malpighiales, Linaceae.
AUGAUUCUGAUCGGCGUCAUCGCUUUCGGCGGAUUGAUCUCCAUUUUCUCAAUCUUUCACCGAUUGAAUGCUCCUUACUUGUGUAAAAAGGAUGGCAUUGCGCUCCAUUGUCCACAUUUCAUGACUUCUUUUUUCAGGUCAAGGAGCCUUCUUCCCUCUGGGAAAAUCCAUUUAUCUGCAAUAACUUUUUGGAAGCCUUGCGCUGAGCGUCGCGAUGGUGGAAUUUCAGAUGUUCCUCGUGAGAAUGAAACAAAUGAUUAUAUCUUCAUCCAUGCUGAGGGGGGCUUGAACCGGCAAAGAAUCGCUAUAUGCAAUGCAGUGGCUGUAGCAAAAAUAAUGAACGCCACUCCGAUUUUGCCUGUCUUGAAGCAGGACCAGAUUUGGAAAGACCAGACGAAAUUCGAAAAUAUUUUUGACGUUGAUCAUUUCAUUGAUUAUCUGAAGGAUGACGUUAGAAUUGUUCGUGAUAUACCUGAGUGGUUUACUGAAAAAAAUGAGUUGUUCACAAGCAUACGGCGGACAAUGAAGAAUAUUCCAAACUAUGCACCAACCCAGUUCUACAUUGACAAUGUGUUGCCUCGGAUCAAGGAGAAGAAAAUAAUGUCACUUAAGCCAUUUGUUGAUCGACUUGGGUACGACAACGUGCCUCAAGAAAUCAACAAGUUGAGGGCUCUCCAUCUUAGAUUUGAGAAAGGGAUGGUUGGUUUGUCCUUCUGUCAUUUCGUGAGGACGAGAGAUGAGAAAGUUAAGAUGGCUGAGUAUAGAAGAAAGAAUGGCCUAGGCAUUUUAAGAAUGGUUCCCAUUUAUGGCAACUGGCUCUUCAGACGAGAAAGGAAGGAAGGUGCCCUCUUGAACCAGGUAACAAAGGAGGAGCUAGCUACUAGUAACGAGUUGACCAGUUUCAGGAAGCACGUAACGAGCUUGGCAUCACUCGACUUCCUGGUGUGCUUGAAGUCGAAUGUCUUUGUCAUGACCCACAAAGGAAACUUCGCGAAACUGAUCAUCGGAGCACAUAGGUACAUGGGCCACCAUUAG